AUGGCCUCUGGGCCUCUGGAGCUGCUCGGCUUUUUCCUGGGCUUGAUUGGCCUACUGGGCACCCUGGUGACCACGGUGCUCCCCUACUGGGAGGUCUCGGUGGACAUCAAAUUUCCGGAGGCGUUGGAGACCAACAUGAACGGCCUGUGGAUGAAUUGCUUCAACAAGAUGAAUGGGGCCAUCAUGUGCCAUAUGCACAAGGCCUUCCUGAUGCUGCCCUACGAUGUCCAGGUUUCCCGGGUCCUCAUGUUGGGCUCCCUGGGGCUGUCCCUUGCGGGCCUGCUCGUCGCCGUGGUGGGCAUGCAGUGCACCGUCUGGCUGGAGAGAUCGCUGGUGCUCAAGAGACGCGUGGCAGGCGUGAGCGGGUGCUUCCUCCUGGUGGCCGGCAUCGCGUCGCUGGUGCCCGUCUCCAUGAGAGCCAACAACGUGAUCCGGAACUUCAACAUGGUCCACACCACAAUCAAGUACGUGCCGGGCAGCUGCCUCUACUUGGGCAUGACCUCGGCCGUGGUCUCCAUAAUCGGCGGCGGCAUGUUGGCCGUGUCCUUCUACGAGGGGCAAGAGUGCGGAGGACGCCGGGGCGCCUACACGUACAAGGGCGACGGCAGCGGCGAUAUUCCGUUGGCGGUGGCGCGGAACACCGGCACGCUGCAAAUGGGCGUGAACAGCAGGGGGCAGACGCUGGUUCGAAGUGGCACGGGGAGCUACGCGGGAGUCCACGGGAAAGCCGGAGGGUCAGCGUAUGACGUCACCCGUUAUGUGUGA
Hippocampus zosterae (dwarf seahorse) is the source of this 765-nucleotide messenger RNA. RefSeq names its product claudin-9-like. Gene Ontology annotation, biological process: bicellular tight junction assembly; cell adhesion. Lineage: Eukaryota; Metazoa; Chordata; Actinopteri; Syngnathiformes; Syngnathidae. Gene Ontology annotation, molecular function: structural molecule activity. Gene Ontology annotation, cellular component: plasma membrane; bicellular tight junction. Bases 1 to 765 code for a protein of 254 amino acids. The transcript has a single exon. The record is from RefSeq and is a predicted model, not a curated record.